AUGACUGAAAAGAUCGUUUCUGUUGAGGAAGUGAUGCAGCACAACACUCGCGAGGACUUAUGGAUUGCCAUCAAGGAUGAGGUCUUCGACAUUACCAAGUUCAUUGAGGCCCAUCCUGGUGGUGAAGAAGUCUUGGUAGAUCUUGCUGGUCACGAUGCAAGCGGUCCCUUUGAUGAUGUUGGUCACUCAGAAGACGCUCGAGAGAUGCUUAAAAAGUUUUUUGUUGGCAAAUUGGUUAAGACGGAAGGUGGUCCUGAAUUGCCUACAAAUUCUUACUCUGACGACAAGUGCUACGACUCUUCUCAGGCUAUCCAUCCUGCAAUGUGGGUCUUCGUUGUCGCUAUGAUUGUUGCUUACGUUGCUUUCCGUAUGUAUUUCAUUAAAUAA
Molecule: messenger RNA, 387 nt
Organism: Schizosaccharomyces osmophilus
Lineage: Eukaryota; Fungi; Ascomycota; Schizosaccharomycetes; Schizosaccharomycetales; Schizosaccharomycetaceae
Gene: oca8
Product: cytochrome b5
Exons: 4
Coding region: 1-387 (128 amino acids)
Cellular component (GO): intracellular membrane-bounded organelle; endoplasmic reticulum membrane
Molecular function (GO): heme binding
Source: RefSeq, a predicted model, not a curated record